UGGCCGCAAACGGUAUGCACCCUAUCUGUAGUAGACGGAUAUUAGUACGAAUCACUUCCGCUUCCGGUUGGCCUGGUGAUACGGUACCAGCUCAAGAUACCUAUUUAGCUCUGUAAACUCCUAGACCCUGCACUGGAGCUGUAGAGUGAUGAUUCGAGAGAGACUGUAAAGUUUGUUGAUGUUGGCACCCAGAAACACCAUUGCUUGAGCCUGGUUGAUCGGUUUAAUUGUUGGUGAAAAGUGACAUAGAAGUGUCAACUUGAAGCACCAGGAUGUCGGGGCUUGGCAAUAAGAGGGCAGGAGGUGAUAUAAUCUCCUCAGCACCCCCUGAAAAGAAGACUGCUGUUGAGGACUCCGGUACCACAGUGGAGACCAUUAAACUUGGAGGUGUUUCCUCUACGGAGGAGCAGGACCUACGCACUUUGCAGCUGAAGAACAAGAAGUUCGCUGGGAUGUUAGACCAGAGACAAGCGAUAGAAGAUGAACUACGAGAUCGCAUUGAGACCUUGGAGAAACGCCAGGCGACGGAUGACGCGUCUCUCCUUAUUAUUAACAGAUACUGGAGUCAGUUUGACGAGAACAUUGGCAUUCUCUUAGCUCGGUAUGAUUUGGAGCAGGAUUUGGGAGAGUUUCUAAGUGAACGCAAAGCGUUAGUAAUACCAGAACCUGAGCCAGAUUCCGAUAGUAAUCCAGAACGCAAGGACAGUGAACGUGGUGAGAGUGUCUGGGAAGCACCUCUUUCAUUUCUGGCCACCUUAGCCAGCAGCAGCAGUGAAGAAAUUGAAUCUCAGCUGCAGGAACGUGUGGAAUCUUCACGUCGAGCAUUGUCUCGCAUAGUGAUGGUGUAUGACCGCCUAAAUGCACGGCUGGAUCAGCUUUCUGUGAAGUUCAAUGACCCAUCACUGAUGGAAGAGGCUAUUAGAGAGCUAAAUUCUUUGCUGCAUAAUGAGAAUGCCCGUCUGCAGGAAGUGUACUCCUUGUUGCAGGAGAAACAGCAGACUAUGUCUCAAGAGUUCUCACAGUUGCAAUGUCGUUUGGAGAAUGCAGAGUCGCGAGUCUCCAACCUAGAUAGUCUCAUUGAGGAUCUUCAGUGGGAUAUUGAUAAAGUCCGGAAAAGAGAACAACGUCUUAACAGGCACUUGUCUGAAGUUCUUGAGCGGGUGAACUCAAAGGGUUACAAAGUUUAUGGGGCCGGUAGCAGUUUGUAUGGAGGCACUAUCACAAUUAACUCUAAAAAGUUUGAGGAGAUGACUUCUGAAGUGGAUAUGAACAAAGAGCUUGCUGUGAAUCGGUUGCAGGAGUUAGAGAAACUGAGGCAGGAUUUACAAGAAGUAACAGCAGAGAACCAGGAAUUGCAGGCUGAGCUUUUAAGGGCUGUGGAGAAUAAUGUACGCAUCUCUCCAGAGUAUCGUUGUAUGCAAUCUCAGUUCUCUGUUCUGUACAAUGAGUCUUUGCAACUAAAAGCUCAGCUGGAUGAAGCACGCUCUUUACUGCAUGGCACACGUUCCAAUCACCAGCGUCAACUUGAUCUCAUUGAGCGUGAUGAAUUGACCCUCCAGAAGAAGGUCCGCACGGAAGUUAUUCAACUGGAGGACACACUAGCUCAAGUACGCAAAGAAUAUGAAAUGCUGAGAAUCGAGUUUGAGCAAACUCUGGCUGCCAAUGAACAGGCAGGUCCCAUUAACAGAGAAAUGAGACACCUGAUCAGCAGUUUACAGAACCACAAUCAUCAACUGAAAGGAGAGGUACAGAGGUAUAAGAGGCGGCUGCGAGAAAUCCAGAGUGACAUAAGCAAGAUGCGCUCUCGCAGCGCUAGUGGCCUGUUCUUGCUACCUUCACAGUCUAGUGGGGAUGAGUCUCGAGAAGAGACAGUUGAAAUAAAGACAGAGCCUGAAGAGAGUGUCCUGCCAACCCCUGUCCCCUCUCAGCAUGAGUCUACACCUAAACGUGAGGAGGAAGAAGUACUGCCCGCUCCGCCACAGGCACAACAAAAAGACAGAAGGGAGAGGGACAGGGAACGAGAAAGAGACCGUGGUCGAGAGAAGGAGAGAGCAGACUGUUCAAAGGAGAAGCCAAAAUAUGAGUCUGACACAAAGCGAAAGGAGGCAGAGUCUGUGAAACAGAUUAAAGCAGACAUCAAGAGAGUUCAAGAAUCACUUCGAGACAUGAAGCUGCUUUUAGACAUGUAUCGUUCAGCACCUAAGGAACAAAGAGACAAGGUUCAGUUAAUGGCAGCAGAGAGGAAAAGUAAAGCGGAGUUGGAAGAGCUGCGCCAACAUCUCAGAGAGCUGGAGGAAAGAGAACGGCGAGACAGCAAGAAGAUGGCGGAUGAAGAUGCUUUGCGCAGGAUGAGAGUAGUUGAAGAGCAAACAGAAGCUCUCCAGAAGAGGCUUUCUAUAGCUAAGCAGGAGGAAGAAGCAUUACUGUCGGAAAUGGAUGUGACAGGUCAAGCAUUUGAAGACAUGCAGGAACAGAAUAUCCGUCUGAUGCAACAACUAAGAGAAAAGGAUGAUGCCAACUUCAAGCUUAUGUCUGAGAGGAUCAAAUCCAACCAGAUUCACAAACUACUAAAGGAGGAGAAGGAGGAGCUGGCAGAUCAACAGCUUACACUCCGUACACAGGUGGAUGCUCAGUUGCAGGUUCUGAGAAAACUUGAAGAAAAGGAGCAUUUACUUCAGAGCAGCAUUACCACAGGAGAAAAGGAACUAGCUCUGCGCACACAGGCACUGGAUCUUAGCAAACGCAAGGCCUCAGAGGCCUCCCAACAGGCAGAUGAUCUGAGAGCGCAGCUGGAACUUUCUCAGAAGAAGCUGCAGGAUCUGCGAGAGGAAAUCAUUGAGAACAGCUCAAGCCGGGAGAAGGAUGCAUUUAACUACAAGAGAGCACAGGAGGAUAUCCUGCGGCUUAGAAAGAAACUGGAAUCCACUAAGAAACCUGAUCUGGUACCGACAUGUGAUAAAAUUCUUAUGGAGGAAAUCAAAGAGUACAAGGCAAGACUUACCUGUCCAUGCUGCAACUCCAGGAAGAUGGAUGCUGUCCUCACCAAAUGUUUUCAUGUCUUUUGCUUUGAAUGUGUGAAGACAAGAUAUGAUACACGGCAACGCAAGUGCCCCAAGUGUAAUGCUGCAUUUGGAGCUAAUGACUUUCAUCGCAUCUACAUUGGUUAAUAUUUGUGUGCAUUCCAAGACUCAAACAAGUCCCUCUAUGCAAGGACAACAAUGUAAAUUGCCCUGCUUAUAAACCUGCUCUGUUCUACACUU
Spea bombifrons (plains spadefoot toad) is the source of this 3260-nucleotide messenger RNA. It is a transcript of the gene RNF20, whose product is annotated as ring finger protein 20. The record is from RefSeq and is a predicted model, not a curated record. The coding region runs from base 273 to 3167 and encodes 964 amino acids. Lineage: Eukaryota; Metazoa; Chordata; Amphibia; Anura; Pelobatidae. The transcript has 21 exons. Gene Ontology annotation, cellular component: HULC complex; nucleus. Gene Ontology annotation, molecular function: metal ion binding; ubiquitin protein ligase activity.